CAAAAUCGGAAUUAGGCGCCAAGACGUCGCGACCGAUAUCCUGCUUCUCCCAUUUCAUGUGCAUCCAGGAAAAGUCCUUUAAAUUCCACCGAAUCCUCGACGAAUUCAAUUGUAGAUACCGAAAUCGACGAUUUUUUACUUGCAUUAUUAAAAUCGUUAAAAUCGUCGCCAGUGCGACCUGAAGUUGUUGAGAAAAAGUGGGUGUUAAAAUCGAGAGUAAUUAUCAGGAGCAACAUGGCGUCUGUUUACAAAUACAGGAAACACUCGCUCGAAUCGGCUAUUUCAAUGUUGUUAUUAACGUUAACGUUAUUCGUAAUAGUACCCUUAACAACAUCACUCAGUACAAACGGAUCUCUUCAUAGAAUGCAACAAUCAGGAAAAGAAAACCUUACACAUAUAAGAGAAAAAAGGAGGCCGGUGGAUGCGAAAACUUCAUCAAUUUUACCCAAACGUCGCAUUCCCGUUGUGAAAGCUCAAACGAGGUCUAGAGCUAAAUUACAUUGCAACAUAUCCGAAAUUAACGAACCGGAAAAUCUGACGCUAACUUGGACAAAGAAAACCGACAAUAACGAAUACGUGAAUCUCACCAGUUUACAAUUGGAAGAAUUGACUAAUAACGAAACUAUAACAGUUAAAGAAGAUGAUAAACGUUAUUUAGCCAUACGAAAGGGCAGCGAUUGGUGUCUACAUAUAAGAUACACGUUGAAUUCGGAUGGAGGCUCUUACCAGUGCCAAAUAUGCCACGGGUUUCCUCCAACUAAAUGUUCCACAUCCAAUGUUGUCUUAAAAUUAAUUGAGGCCCACGCGAAGAUCAUCGGGGGCCCCACGAAGUUCAUACCGAGCGACAAGGAGCUGCCCCUCCGCUUGAGCUGCGUCCUGGUGAAUUCGAUCGAAGCGCCAUCGUACAUAUUUUGGUAUCACGAAGACAGAAUGAUAAACUACGACCUGGAGGACGGGGCGACCGUUCGCGAGGGGCCCCAAGGGAGCGAGUUGAUCUUUCCGAAACCGAACAAAACGCACGUGGGGAAUUAUUCGUGCGUGCCCUCCAACGCGCAGUUAGAUAGUGUCAUGGUGUAUUACGGAGGUAAAGAUAAGUUGAUCAAAGAAUGGAAAAAAUUGUGGGAAAUUGCUUGGAUGAUACAUCUGUUCGAUCCGGUGGAAAUGGCGUUGAAAAAACGCUACCAGGAGAUCAUGUCGUCAAUAUGCUGGUCUUGAUGUCGGCCUUUCACCUCUCAAAAUGACUUUACAGAAGGUAAACGUGACAACAAUGCAAAUGUCGGAUGUUUAGCUAAAGCAAACCGGCCUGGAUAUUACAAAAAAAAUUGUAAAGAAAAUGAAAUAUGUGAUAUAUACUGUAAAUAAAAUUACCUAAUCAGAUUUUGGUAUUAAUAAUCGAUUUACUUGAGAAAUAAUUUAACUUUUUUAAUCAUCUACAAUCUGUGUAAUCUUGUUAUGCAUUGAG
Messenger RNA from Phyllotreta striolata, 1462 nucleotides. The record is from the annotation of a GenBank genome assembly. NCBI's taxonomy places the organism in Eukaryota, Metazoa, Arthropoda, Insecta, Coleoptera, Chrysomelidae.